AUGUGUACUCGAAUUCAUACAUCUUAUAACAGCAAUGCAAUGAUGUAUCUUAAAUUACGUGAGGAAGGUUGUGAGAAGAACUCUGCUCGAAAAUUUUGUCGAAAACAAUUCUGUAAAGUAGGGUCACAUUAAAUUAGAUCGAUUAAACAUAAUCCUUUAUUGGACCACCUGGACACAAAAUAUUGAAAAUAAUGCCAGACAGACUAUUAGGCGAGAAAGGUUGGUAGCAUGGUUUCCUUAUGAAAUAUGAAUUGGGUGUUGGUUAUAAGGAAUCAGCAGGUAACUGUUUUUAUUGAUACAGAUUUAAAAGAAAAAUUUACACCUGCUGAAAUGGCCAUCCUUAAACAGUAUAAUGAAUAUGAAAAAAAGAAAAAUGCUGUGUUACUCUAAAAAAUGAUGGCUGUCAAAAAGUAUGCUGACUCUUUAAGACCUCCAAAAUUAGAUGUUUUUAGCAAAAGUUAUUUAGAAAGAGUAAAAAAAAUUUCAUAAGAACUAAGAGAGAGUUAAUAAAUACCUAAGAAAUACUUCGAGUUUGGUGACAUGAAAUUUUAUGCUCUUGUGGAUUAUUUCAGUAGACAAGGAUCAAAAUAAGAUUUGAUGCAUAUUAAUUUCGAUCCCAUUGUCAAAGAGGACAUUAAAUUAAAAUCAGAGAACACUCACAAAGUAAACACUGCUAGAACUUUUAGAAGGAUGGGAACCUUAAGUAAUAUUGAAAAGGAGGCUAAUUUUAUUAUGGCCCUAUAAUAAUAAGCUCCAUUAGGAGAAGAUUUAGAAAAAAUCAAACAGAAACCUGAAGUACUUUCGUUAUUAAAAUUGAAUCAUUAAAAAAUUGAUUUGGCUGAAGAAUUUAAUUCAACAUAAUAUCUAUUUACUCCUACUAAUGCAUAAACUUAAGAGAUAAAUUUAAUUGAAGAAGAUGUGAUGAAAUCUUUUGUAUAGUAGUUUUAUUCAAAAUAAUAUGAUGAAAGAUCCAAUUCAUUAUUGCCAUUUAAAAGAAACAUUAGAAUGAGAACUUAAGCGAAUAGUGAUUCAAAGAAAACACUUAAAAAACCAACUAAAAAAUUAAAAACUUACAGCAUUUCUUGA
Molecule: messenger RNA, 1086 nt
Organism: Paramecium octaurelia
Lineage: Eukaryota; Ciliophora; Oligohymenophorea; Peniculida; Parameciidae
Source: the annotation of a GenBank genome assembly